This is a messenger RNA of Linepithema humile (Argentine ant), 1834 nucleotides long. It is a transcript of the gene Tsp26A, whose product is annotated as Tetraspanin 26A. Gene Ontology annotation, cellular component: plasma membrane. The record is from RefSeq and is a predicted model, not a curated record. NCBI's taxonomy places the organism in Eukaryota, Metazoa, Arthropoda, Insecta, Hymenoptera, Formicidae.
GGAACCGAACGAGUGAAAAAGGCUAAAAGGAAGAAGGUCCCUGGCGAACCCAUCUCCUUGGCCAUGUCGUCGCUCUCGUGAUCAGCUCGAAGGUGUGCUCCUCAUUCCUCUCGUUGUAUGUGAAUUAUACAGUGUGCCUCCGGCGCCCUAUUCCUCCCCCUUCCCCCCUACUCCUCCCUCCCGUCGUCGCCACGCGCGUAUAUCCGCUCGGUUGUGUUGUGUCUGUGUGGCACGUAUGCGUGGGGUUCGCACGACCGGUAGAUAAAUGUCUCUCAGCCAUGCCCGCUGUGCGGAAGUACCGAAGGGAUACCAGCGAGGUGAGCUGCUGCCUCAAGUAUGUGAUCUUUGGAUUUAACGUCAUGUUCUGGUGGCUGGGUCUAGGCAUCAUGGCGGUGGGCGUCUGGGCAUGGACCGAAAAGGACACCUUCAACAACCUGUCCCGCCUCACAAACAUCGCGCUCGAUCCAGCAUUUAUCCUCAUUCUAGUCGGUACAGUGACAUUUAUCAUCGGUUUCACGGGAUGCGUCGGCGCGCUACGAGAGAACACAUGCCUCCUCGCCGCGUACGCAAUAUUUCUGGCUCUACUGCUGCUGAUGGAAAUGACUGCCGGUGUCCUGGGAUUCAUCUUCAAAGACUGGAUAAAGUCACAAGCUACGGGGGGCUUCCAAGCGUUCAUCAUCCAUUACAGAGAGGAUCCUGAUCAGCAGAAUCUCAUCGACUGGAUUCAAGAAGAUUGGUUGCAAUGUUGCGGCAUCGAAGGCCCGAAGGAUUGGGACCGCAACAAUUAUUUCAAUUGUUCGUCGAGCGAUAUCGGCUCGAGGGAAGCGUGCGGCGUGCCUUUUAGCUGUUGCAAGCGAAAACCUAAUGAAAUCAUUAAAAAUAAACAAUGCGGCUACGAUGUUAGAAAGCCUAGUUACACGGGAGAGAGGAGUAUAUUCGAGCGGGGUUGCCUAAGAGCGGGUGAGGAGUGGCUAGAAUUGAACCUCGUACCCGUCGCUGGUGCCGUGGUCAGCACCAUGGUUCUGCAGAACUAUGAGGUCGCCAAAGUGAUUUACGAAAAAGGUUGCAUACAGGCCGGCGAGGAGUGGAUGGAACGAAAUCUCCUCGCGAUUGCCAGCGGUGCAGUUGGUACAGCAUUCGCUCAGAUUCUGGGGAUCUGCUUCGCGCAGAACUUGCGCGCGGAUAUAUUCGCGCAAAAGGCGAAGUGGCAUUGACAAUCGCGUGCCCCCACGGCAGUCUAGCAUCUUGUCUUUAUAGAUGCUAACCGGCUACGUUGAUCGAAUUACAAGGUCUCGACGCGGAUUCGGAGCUACGGCGAGCGGACCAAUUGGAUCUUCCUUGAACGAGAAGAAAGGACGGAGGUCUUGGAAGAAUUUUCACGACUCGAUCGAGGCAACAUCGCACGACUGGAUGCCGAGGCGUUAUCUUCCGAUCCUCCGAUAACGCUACGUUUGCACCGUUCAAAUCUUCCGUACUUGUAAAUAUCCGAGAAACUUCGCAAUUACAACGAUCUACUCCUCCGGUACCGUCCAAUCGAUUAACGCCUGAUAUGUCAGACAAUGAGAGAAAUUGAUUCCCCUCGAAAUUUAUUCCUAUCCGUCGCGCAUCAAUUAAUGUUGCUCUUAUUCGAAAUUCAUAAAUCAAUUUCUUAUCGUAAAUAAUAAUCUUCAAAGGUAAUUAUAAUGACAAAGCAUAAUAAAAAUGAAUCUUUUCUUUUAAUAUAAUUCAAUCGUAGGAAAUAAAAUUUUAUAUUUUAUUAAUUUCGCAUUUAGUCUGGUGAUAUAUUUCAUCCAAAUUGGAUUUAAAAUAAUAACCUUCAAAAUUUUAAAUUUAA